AUGGAGACAAAUGUCAUUUUGGACAACAACUUGGUGAUAGAUUCUAACUCUCUUGAUAUGCCACAAUCUUUUAGUGCUGAAGAAGUCAUUGUUGAGCCUUAUGUUGGAAUGGAAUUUGAUUCAUUGAAAAAAGUUGAACAUUUUUAUACAUUAUUUGCCAAAGCAAAAGGAUUUGGGAUUCGUACCCGCUCUAGAUGUCGAGCAUCACUUUGUGUAUCAAAGGAUAAGAAUAGAGAGGUAUGGGUUAUAAAAUCUUUUGACAACAACCAUAAUCAUGUCAUGGCCAGUCCUAAGAGUGUGUCUUAUUUGAGGUGUCAUAAAAAAAUGAACGGUGCUGCAAAAAAUCUUGUUGAAAAGUUCAAUGAAGAAGGCUUACCGACUGGAAAGGUUGCUGCAAUGUUUAGUGGUAGUGAUUUAGCUUUUUCUAAUAGGGAUUGUUGGAACCAUUUGAGAAAUCUUAGGAGAAAGAACUUGGAUGUUGGAGAUGCACAAGCUGUUUUCAAUUACUGUAAACAAAAGCAAGCUCAAAACUCUAACUUUUUCUAUGCAAUACAAUGUGAUGAUGAUGACAGAAUGAUAAACUUUUUUUGGGUGGAUUCUAGAUCAAGGUUUGCUUAUCAACAAUUUGGAGAUGUUAUUACUUUUGAUACAACAUAUAGAACCAACAAAUAUAGCAUGCCAUUUGCCCCAUUCACGGGAUUGAACCAUCAUCUUCAAUCAAUUUUAUUCGGUUGUGCAUUAUUACAAGAUGAAUCUGAAAAACUUUUGUAUGGUUAUUUGAAACUUGGCUUGAGGCAAUGA
Molecule: messenger RNA, 801 nt
Organism: Gastrolobium bilobum
Lineage: Eukaryota; Viridiplantae; Streptophyta; Magnoliopsida; Fabales; Fabaceae
Product: protein FAR1-RELATED SEQUENCE 5-like
Exons: 2
Coding region: 1-801 (266 amino acids)
Biological process (GO): regulation of DNA-templated transcription
Source: RefSeq, a predicted model, not a curated record